Contarinia nasturtii (swede midge) is the source of this 3558-nucleotide messenger RNA. Its product is annotated as serine protease nudel-like. The transcript has 14 exons. Gene Ontology annotation, biological process: proteolysis. Lineage: Eukaryota; Metazoa; Arthropoda; Insecta; Diptera; Cecidomyiidae. Gene Ontology annotation, molecular function: protein binding; serine-type endopeptidase activity. The record is from RefSeq and is a predicted model, not a curated record. The annotation marks the transcript as partial.
CGAUUUAACAUUUACUUUGGUGAUCGGUGCCAAUUCAUUAAAUUAACAGUGAUAGAGACAGAAAUAAUGAAAGCGUCUCAAUCAAAUGAUAACGAGCAGUUGCUAAUAUGCAACGUUCGAUCGGCAGGAACGAAGCGAAUUUUAUUCAUCAUUGGAAGUUUGUGCAUUUGUUUUGUGCUAGUGCUGUUUUUCUUACUGAACAAUGUUGAAAUGGUUGAAACAAAAGAGCGUCUUAAAAGAUCGACGAUUGAAAAAGUUGACUUCAAUAAUGUCAAUCAAGUGCGUAAAUUCGAUGGCCAAAGAAGUGAAUUUGGACACCGUCAAAAGCGAUUUUCGUCGGUUGAUCCCGUCCACUUCGAAAUACCCGUGCAACAAAAAGGUUUAAGAACAAAACGAUUGACCGAAAAUUUACAACAGUUAAAAGUGCAAUAUCAGCUCUGUAAAAAGUCCAGUGCCGACAAACGUGAAUGUGACAAAUAUUUCAAUGAAAUGGUUAAAAUAAGUGAAGCGAUUAAUCACGAGAUUAAAACGCUCGGUGAAGGUGAUCAAGAUUUUCAAACCGUUCAUCAAGAAAUUGUUCAGCGCGAAUUACCAUUGCCGCCGUGGCCGGAACCAGUUGGAGAACCUCUUAAUGAAGUGAAUCAAGAAGAAAAAGUGCCACAUAAUAUGAAAUCGUUUACACAUUUUCCACGCAUUCAUGAAGAAUUAGAUAAAAAACGAAUGAAUUUAUGGAAUGUUGAUGAUACACCAAAAUCACCACAAAAAAUGCCAAGACCACCAGCACCGGAUCGUUUGUUAGCUCCGAAUUUUCAUCCAAGUCGCUUACAAUCAUCACAUGCUACGUUUCGUGAUAAUGAGAAAAUCAAUCAGCUGAAAAAUCUAAAUGUUGGUGACCAAAAUGGUCAAAUUAUGCAGUUGUGUGAACAGUUAAUCCGUAGUCAAAAUGCACACUCGGAUCAAUCGGCUUCAGGCGGCAAUUUGCCUGGACCCACAUCAAGCGGAUUUGUCACGAACAACGUUCAACCUUAUAAUAACCAGAAUUUCCAAAACCAAAUACCAAAUACAAAUCAAAAUUUCCCAUCACCACCACAACAACAGCAGCAACCGCAGCAAAAACUGCAACCGCAGCAGCAAAUACAGCAACAAUUUAGUCCCAUAGGUGCUGUUGGGCCAGUAUUUGUGCGUUCCAAUCCAAUUUCGACUCCCGUAUGCAUGUUCCCACAUUGCCAGCAUCUACAAUCAGUGCAGACCGUACCAGUUGGCCAAAGUAUGUUUUUACCCCAACAACAGUUCAUAGCGCCGCAGCAACAGUUUAUUUCACCGGUUACAGGUGGCGGUGCGAAUCGAGUUAUUUUGGUUAAUUCAAAUACGCAGCAAUUCGCAACCACGUCACCGAGUGGUAUGGGUUUUGUUCAGCUCGUAAGUCCGCCACUUCAAGCCCGAUCCGAAUCGCCAGCCGAUGAAUCGGAUGAUUGUCCACAUUCAGCGAAGCACCAAUUUCAAAAUACCACAAAAAUAUCGUCGAAACUAAAAAGUGCCAAACAGAGUUCCGGACAACCAUUUAUAUCGUUUCUGAAUCAAAUGGUGCCGAACAACACCAUAAGUCCGUUUAAUACAUGCAAAGAAGGUGAAACAUCAUGUAUAAAUUCGCAUCAAUGUGUUAUAAAUGAAAAAUGGUGUGACGGUGUGGUUGAUUGCUUGGACGCCAGCGAUGAAACAUCGUGUUCAUGUGUGUCUCGCUUGAAUUCCGAUAAAAUUUGUGACGGAUAUUUGGAUUGUCCUUUGGGUGCCGAUGAAAUUGGAUGUUUUGGCUGCAACAAACACUCAUAUUCGUGCUACAACAAUGCUGACGACUAUCAACACUCGAAAACCGCAUUGGGCGCCAUGUGUUUCACUUUGGAUCAGAAAUGCGAUGGUUUCACAGAUUGUUUGAACGGAAAGGACGAAGAGGAUUGUUCAAUGCUUAUCAAGCACAUUGGAUUGCAUACGUCGUUUAUGGUGCCGAACACCGAAGGUGUUUUAUAUCGAAACUACCGAGGACGUUGGUAUCCUGUGUGUGAGUAUUCCUUGAAUUGGGCCAAAGACGCAUGCGAAUCCGAAAUGGGUGAACUGUCCGGAUUUCCAGAAGUUCAAAGUCAUUUGGGCCUAUUGCCGGGCAAAUUUAUUUCAUUGUCUUCGCACGAUGAGAGGGAACAUUUAUCGAAUCGGAUUCGCUUUUCGGAUACUUGUCCCACUCAAAAAGGACGAGAUAUUCAUAUUCGAGUCAAGUGUCCACCGAUGAAAUGUGGUAGCAUUAAAAAACCGUUGUCGAAUCUACCGAAUCUUCGUAUUCGAAAUGAAAAUGAGCGCCGCAAACGUGAUGAAUAUCUACGAAUCGUUGGCGGAGACCGAUCUGGACCCCAUAGUUGGCCAUACAUUGUUGCCAUUUACAAGGACGGAAAGUUCCAUUGUGGUGGUACGAUUUUCAAUGAGUUUUGGAUCCUUUCGGCUGCUCAUUGUGCGAUGAAAGCGGGUAGACAUUACUAUGAAGUGCAUGCUGGUUUGCUUCGUCGGUAUAGUUUUGCGCCCGAGGUUCAAAUCCGAAAGGUUGAUGCUGUUAUUGUAAAUGAUGGUUUUGAUCGAUUUGAAAUGUUGAACGAUGUCUCACUGUUCCGCAUGGAAAAGCCAUUGAAUUUCAAUCGAUGGAUACGACCAAUUUGUUUACCAUCUCCUGAAAGAGUUACCAAUCAAAUGGAUCCGAAUUGGAUGGACGGACCACCGCCGGGAACCACUUGUACUGUUGUUGGCUGGGGUGCAUUAUCCGAGGGUGGAUCGAGUCCCGACAAUUUGGAAGAAGUGAAUGUACCAAUAAUGAAGAAUUGUAAGACAUCAGUUGACAUCAGUGGCAAUGAGAUUUGUGCUGGUGAAAAAGAUGGUGGCCACGAUGCAUGCCAGGGCGACAGUGGAGGACCAUUAAUAUGCCGAAGUAAUUUGGAUCCAAACGAAUUUUAUCUUGCUGGUAUUGUAAGUCAUGGUGAGGGAUGUGCUCGACGCAAUGAACCUGGUGUUUAUACACGUGUCGCCUUGUAUAUUGACUGGAUCAAUACAAUGAUCAAUUCAGAUCUUCGAACAACCGCCGCUUUUACAAAACGUGAAUGUCCUGGUUUCACGUGUGUUUGGAGUGGUCGCUGCAUUUCAAAGGAAUUUGUUUGUAACGGUCAAGUCGAUUGUUUGAAUGGCGAAGAUGAAUUGAAUUGUGCAUUCCACCCGGGUGGUAGACCGAGGAAGAGAGUUGGCAGAGAGAAAACCGAUGACCAUGAACUUCCUGAAGGCGGCGGAAAUUCGGAUAUACCACGUGGUCAACUUGAUCAGAAAAAGAAAUCAAGCACGAAAGCUCCAGCCACUGUCGCUACAACUACAGAAGCAUCUGCCGCCGUGAGGCCGAUCGCUUCGACAACAGAAGUAUUAACAACCGAAGCACCUGACACUGUGAAACCGGUUGCUACGACUACGUCAGCACCUGUCACUGUAGCGCCGGUUCGCACGACAACGGAAGCACGUGUGACCGUGAAGCCCAUC